CAUCUCCGUAACUCUUCCAACAUUGCUCGCGGAUUACCCAUGCCCGACCCGUCCGACUGCUACCUAAGUUUCUCGGAUUCUAGCGCCUCUAUCGAAGACUUCUGAAGAUGCGCACCAUUAACGCAUGGCUGAACAAGCUUCUGCAUCUAACAUCCAAGGACAAAGCCGAAAUACCGAAAUCAGCGGAAAUAUGUGGACUAUGCGAGCUCUGCGCACAAUGGAACUGUACAGCCGUGUUUCGUGGUAAAGAAUAUCCUGCUUAUGUGUAUGGAGUCAUCAAAGACGAUUCAAAAUACCAGCUCUGGGAUAUCCGCUCCCUAGAGACACUCAGACUUGCGACGACUUGCCCAAUGUGUAGCUUCUUUGUGGCUCUGCUUGUUGCCCGAGGUCAGAUCAAAGAAGGGGGUACCUCGGACUCAGAAAAAGACCUCGUUGUUCAGUUCAACAAGGGUCAGUUGGACAAGCACCACGGUGUUCUGUAUCUGCGAAUAAUCGAUCGACAAUCCGCCGAAGCAUCACAUUAUAGCCCUUUCUCUGAUUAUGACGAAGGGGCUUCUGUCCGCGGAUGGAUCGCUGUGUUGCCAGAAUCAUGUACAUAUUACGAAUGUGGAGGCAAGCUUCUCAAGCCGUACUGUAACUUCACAGAGUUAUCAUCGUGGGUAAGAGAUUGUGGGUCUCACUUCGAUUGUAGGAGGGGCCGCUUCGAGACAUACACAUUGGAAACAAUUCGGCUGAUAGACGUGAAGGCAAUGUGCUUGAACGUAAAGCUGUUACCAACAGAGUACACUGCCCUGAGCUAUGUCUGGGGCCCAUCCCACCUAACACAACUGAAGUUGCUCCAAAGAAACGUCAAAACGAUGUCAAAGCCCAACGCAUUGAGGAAACGGUGGAAACAGGUGCCAACAACGAUCAAGGACGCCAUCAGAGUUUGUAUCAAAUGCGGCAUUCAGUACCUCUGGGUCGACGCUCUCUGCUUGAUUCAAGAUGCGCCGGAUCUCCCACGACAUUUGGACAAAAUGACGGAGAUUUAUGACGCGGCUGUCAUGACCAUCGUAGCCGCUUGUGCCAAUUCAUCGUGGACAGGCCUUAGCGGUGUGUCGAUAGCGCGUCCUAUGUCGCAACAACGAAUGUCUAUCAGAGGCACGGCUCUGAUUGAAGCUUUGACACCACCAGGAGCUGCGUUGGAGAACGCACGCUGGACUCAGCGUGGCUGGACAUUCCAGGAACACAUAUUCUCCAGAAGGUGUCUGAUCUUCCUGAACGAUCGAGUAGUUUUCCAGUGUAAUCGGGGGUGGAACGACGAGAGCAUCAACUUCGACUACAGCGGGCGGCGUAUCUGGAAGGCAAAAGCUUCGAUUCGGAUGUCUUUGCCAGCGAGCCGAGAUAAUUUCGACUUCUUGUCCUUUGUAGAAUGCUUCUGCAAGCUUGAGCUUACAUACGAUUCCGAUGCUCUCAAUGCAUGCAGAGGUGUCAUAGCAUGGCUUGAGCAGAACGGCACACAGUUCUUCUGGGCCACACCUAUCAGCCGCAUGCUGGACGGUCUUGACUUCGAGAGUGAAGGAUUGGAGCGAAGGCCCGACUACCCAAGUUGGUGCUGGUUAGGUUGGAGGCGACCACACGCUCAAGGAAAGAGUUACCAGAAGUUUCAUGACCGCGGGCCCAAUAUUGAUUUAUACCCCUUGUGCGAGAUCGACAUCCUAUCGCUAAGAAAUGAUCACAAAAGCGACGCAUCCGGCUUUGAUACACGGCAGCUUUUAGCGAGUGAUUUGGACAAGCUUCUCGUAUUGGAUACUUAUGUUGCGAAUCUCCCAGAUCUGGAGGGGUCAUUAUCAUCUCGUGAAGAUUUGGAACACAGCGACUUUCGGCCACUCUUCUUGACCUACAAUGACCACGAGGCAUUCACGAUCGAAGUGGUGGGUCUUACGCAGGAGUUCUAUCGGGAAGAACAAGAAGGGCCCUUAUAUGUGAACUGCCUGAUCGUUAAGACAGACGUGCGGCGUGUAUCCGAGCGGAUUGGCGUGGGGCGGGUCGAGAUCUCCAAGUGGCUGACAGCUGAGGUGAAAGAACGGACCGUGUAUCUCAUCUGAAACUUGAAGCGUGCGGAAUACUUCGCCCCAGAAUAUCCGUGUAAAUACCAUGAGGUUUAGCGACGUAUCAUUUCUUGUCUGCACAUCCUUUGAAUAACACAAGUGCGCGCUGGGCGCGACAUGAACUCCCCUCACUGGUACCGGAGCCUAGCGCUGUAGCGAUCGAAG
This is a messenger RNA of Alternaria rosae, 2255 nucleotides long. Its product is annotated as heterokaryon incompatibility protein-domain-containing protein. Lineage: Eukaryota; Fungi; Ascomycota; Dothideomycetes; Pleosporales; Pleosporaceae. The transcript has a single exon. The record is from RefSeq and is a predicted model, not a curated record. The coding region runs from base 108 to 2087 and encodes 659 amino acids.